Molecule: messenger RNA, 366 nt
Organism: Triticum turgidum subsp. durum (durum wheat)
Lineage: Eukaryota; Viridiplantae; Streptophyta; Magnoliopsida; Poales; Poaceae
Source: the annotation of a GenBank genome assembly
AUGAUGAACUUCAAGAACCACCAUGAGGGGUUUGCAGGGCAGCAGCUGCUCGCCGCCGCCGCCGCCGCCGCGAGCCAGGUCUCCGGUGGGGCGCCGCUGCCCUGGUGGGUUGGGUCCCAGCUGCUGUACGGCGAGCCGAUGGGCCACGGGAAGGCGCCGCCGGCCGUGCCCAUGUCCAUGUCGCCGCCGGAGGAUGCCUGCCGGGACGGCCAGUUCCAGGUCGUGCCGAGGGCCCAGGCGCUGCUGGACGCCGUGCCGCUGCCCAUGGGGGAGAGGGGCAUCCCUGAAGCUCUCAAGUUCUCCAUGGCUCAUGGUGAGGCUGCUCUGUCCCCAUCCUUUGAGAUAGGUGUUUGUUUUGUGGCGUGA